GGUUCAGCAAUUCUGAAGAGUAGAAGACACCAACCUCGCCGAUCGUUCAUCUCGAGCCAACAUGGCGGCUUCACCUCAAGUGAAGAACCCCAAGGCAGGUGCCUCACUACUCGAAGAAGCAAUUGCUGCCCACGGCGGCAUGUCCACAUGGAAGAAAUACAAAUUUGCAACCUACAACAUCAACCUCUCAGGACAAUAUCUUGCCCAUAAAGGUUUUCCCAGUAAUUACCACCCCGAAGUGAAAGUCAGCACAACUUCAGCACGCACCGAAUUCACCGGCCUCGAUCUUGAGCGUCCGUCAGACAUUUGGGUGUUCACGCCAGAUCGAGUGUGGCGACAAGAUAGCUCUGGGACCGAACUGCAGACUCGCUCAGCGCCACGUGCCGCAUUCGAUACGCAUACCCGCGACACGAAAUGGGACCAGCUGCACUUGGCAUACUUCUUCGGCUACGCAAUCCAGAACUACACCGGUUACCCCUUCAUCUUCGCCGAGCCGGGCUUCUCAUAUCAAGAGCUCGAGGAACAUUGGGAGCCAGGAUAUGUCAACAGUGCUAGCAUUCCGGAAUCAUGGCGUGUAUUACAGGUUGAGUUCCCAGAGAACUAUCCUGCACAUACUAGGUCACAGAAGUUUUAUUUUGAUAGAGAGAAAUUGUGGAUUAGAAGGAUGGAUUAUGUGACAGAUGUUGCGCGCGGUGUUGCUGCGCAUUAUGUCUUUGAUCAUAGAGUUUUCAAGGGAAUUGUUGUUCCAACCAUGAGGAGGGUUGUGGGGAGAGAUCCGGAGACGGGUGUGGCUGCGGUUCAUGGACCGACAAGUUUUUUGCUAAGUUAUUUUGAUGUGGACUUUCAGGAGUGAAACGUCUUGAGGUUCAAGAUAAGCAUAGCAUGUGAGAGGCGUUUGCUGCAGAAAUAUCAAUUGCGCAUUGUGUUUCAUUAGAUUGGUACAAAUAUGAAUUGAGCCAGUCAUCCUGUACCGCAGUUCCAACAACAAGAUUCAUAAGAGAUGAACAAAGGAUUGCGUUGAAGAAAUAAUUC
Mollisia scopiformis is the source of this 1032-nucleotide messenger RNA. RefSeq lists its product as uncharacterized. The transcript has 2 exons. Bases 62 to 853 code for a protein of 263 amino acids. NCBI's taxonomy places the organism in Eukaryota, Fungi, Ascomycota, Leotiomycetes, Helotiales, Mollisiaceae. The record is from RefSeq and is a predicted model, not a curated record.